Messenger RNA from Acanthosepion pharaonis, 570 nucleotides. Lineage: Eukaryota; Metazoa; Mollusca; Cephalopoda; Sepiida; Sepiidae. The record is from the annotation of a GenBank genome assembly.
AUGUUCAUUGUUAUCAUUCAUUUUACAUUUCUUUGCCUCCAUCUAUUUUUCUUUCUUUCUUUUUAUCACUUUCUAUGUUUUGUUAUUAUUAAUUUUAUACCCUAUUUUAAUUUUUUUCUUAAAAUUUUGCAUUUCAUUCCUCGCCUUUCUUCGUACUUGCAGCUCACACUUUUGUCUUUGCUUACGUUUUAUUUCUUCAUUUUUGCUUUAUUUUUUAUUGCCAUUUUUUUCGACAUUUCUUCUUUCGUUCUUUUUUCUCUCUUUCGUUCCUUAUUUUUUUUAAUAUCCUUUUUACAUUUCAUUUUUUUUAAUGUUUUCAACUUUAAAUUUCACCUUUUUCUUUCUAUAUCUUUUUUUCGUUACUUUCCUCUUUUCAUUCGUUUUUCUCAUUCUCGAUUCAUAGAUUUUUUUCUCUCUUCUUUUACUCCCGCUAUCUUUAAUUUUAUUCCUCGUCUACCUCUAUUUUUUUUAAAUAUCUCUCAUUGUUUUUCUUAUUUUUCUUUCCUUCUUUCUUUCCUUCCUGUCUCCAUUCUUUCUUUCUUUUAUCAUUGUCCUCACGGUAUAAUCUGA